Daphnia carinata is the source of this 1318-nucleotide messenger RNA. RefSeq names its product growth factor receptor-bound protein 2 (gene drk). The transcript is spliced from 5 exons. Gene Ontology annotation, molecular function: protein binding. The coding region runs from base 45 to 680 and encodes 211 amino acids. The record is from RefSeq and is a predicted model, not a curated record. NCBI's taxonomy places the organism in Eukaryota, Metazoa, Arthropoda, Branchiopoda, Diplostraca, Daphniidae.
UUUAAUCAUCUGUGAUUUUGUAAACUGUUGUUAUUACUUUGGAAAUGGAGGCCAUUGCUAAACAUGACUUCAAUGCCACUGCUGAAGAUGAGCUUAGUUUUAAAAAAGGACAGGUUCUCAAGAUUCUGAACAUGGAAGAUGAUCUGAACUGGUAUAGAGCAGAGUUGGAAGGAAAAGAGGGGUUGAUUCCCAGCAACUACAUCGAAAUGAAAAAUCAUGACUGGUACUAUGGAAGAAUAACAAGAGCUGAUGCUGAGAAAUUACUAGGCAACAAACAUGAAGGUGCCUUUGUUGUUAGAGUCAGCGAGAGCUCACCUGGAGAUUUUUCCCUUUCUGUCAAAUGCGGCGACGGUGUUCAGCAUUUUAAGGUACUUCGCGACGCCCAGGGCAAAUUCUUUCUGUGGGUUGUGAAAUUCAACUCGCUCAACGAACUGGUCGACUACCAUCGCUCCACAUCUGUUUCUCGGUCUCAGGAUAUCAAAUUGAGAGACAUGGUGCCUGAAGAGUUUUUGGUGCAGGCACUGUACGAUUUCACCCCUCAAGAACCAGGUGAGUUGGAAUUCAAACGAGGUGACGUCAUCACUGUGACCGACCGUUCUGAUCAGCAUUGGUGGACCGGUGAAAUUGGCCCCCGCCGCGGCCUAUUUCCUGCCACUUACGUUGCUCCGUAUCAUACUUAAAAAGCGACAAUGCCGUUUGUUUUUGUUUUUUUCCUUUGCCCUUAUCUUUCCCUUCAUAACUUUCUUGAUUAUUUUUGUUUUUUUCUUGUAUUAAAGUGGUGCGUCCGUUCUUAAAACUCAAGUUAUUUUACCGACUUCAAAACCUAAAACACACUACUAACUUCUAUAGCAGGACAUUUGAAGUAAUGAACAGCUAAGAUUUACAGGAUUGCAUCUCAUUUCUCAUUUAGAAACAGUUUGUAAAAUUGCUUUCGUUCACUUUUCCUUUUCAAUCUUUGUUCUAACCUCGCUUUUCGACUGUGUUUCCUUCAAGCAUAUAGCUUUCGGGACUUGGCCAUCGAAUAGUCACGUUGGAACAUUUUGUGGUACGAUAGCUGAAAAAUAAGUUAACUUGAUUUGUAAUGUCGAAAACAAUCACUGGGCUAUUGCAAGUUUGGCCAUCAGUUAAGUUGCUUUUUCUUAUCUAAUCGGUUCUUUCUUUUCCUUUUUGUCGACAUUUUAAAGUAAAUUUCGUUUUCUCUAUCUUUUUUUUUUGAUAACUUCUUCAUAACUCUCAUUCUUAUGAACUAGCUUGAGACCAUGCUAUACUUGUACAUCGAACAGUAUCUUGAUUGAUGAAAAUAUAAUGUGCAAACCAA